Molecule: messenger RNA, 3219 nt
Organism: Endocarpon pusillum Z07020
Lineage: Eukaryota; Fungi; Ascomycota; Eurotiomycetes; Verrucariales; Verrucariaceae
Exons: 7
Coding region: 1-3219 (1072 amino acids)
Biological process (GO): mRNA splicing, via spliceosome; protein ubiquitination; proton transmembrane transport
Cellular component (GO): membrane; U2-type catalytic step 1 spliceosome; Prp19 complex
Molecular function (GO): protein binding; antiporter activity; ubiquitin protein ligase activity
Source: RefSeq, a predicted model, not a curated record
AUGUCUUCUUCCACACUUCCUUACCAUGAGCCUGGAAUCGUGGACAUUCUUAUCUUCUCAUCGUUCUUGUUGCUCCUUAACGUUGUCAACUCCAUUAUAGAUCGCUACCUUUUCUGUGGUCUAAUCGGCCAGAUCUUGAUCGGUAUCGCCUGGGGUAUACCAGGAGCAGCGUGGCUAUCGGUCCCCUUACAAGAGACCAUAAUGCAGCUUGGAUAUUUAGGUCUCUUACUACUCGUCUUCGAGGGGGGACUUUCAACAUCUUGGGCCGCUCUCAAGUCGAACCUGCUGCUUUCUGUGGCUGUUGCAUCAACCGGCAUCCUCAUGCCCAUGGUCUUGUCCUUCUCCUUGAUUGGCAUCGCGAAUGCAACACCUCUCCAAGCCUUAGCUGCUGGCGCUGCUCUCUGUUCUACUAGCCUAGGUACUACUUUUACUCUAUUGAGCUCCAGCGGAUUGGUCACAAGCCGCUUAGGGGUUGUUCUGUCAAGUGCAGCAAUGCUUGACGAUGUAGUCGGCCUUGUCAUGGUCCAGAUCAUCUCAAACCUCGGCACUUCAUCUUCGUUCAGGGCAGUAACUGUUGUUCGACCAAUCUUGGUCUCUACGGCCUUCGCUACAUUGGUUCCAGCAGUCUGUCUUUUCAUUUGCAAGCCCGUCAUUCAUUCUACCUCCUUACUUCGGCAGCGCAGUAUCCCAAAAUGGAUGCAGUAUGCUCCGAAUCGCUCACAGCGGGCAUUUCUCGUCCACGUGCUACUCUUGAUUGCUUCCGUCGCUGCUGCUAACUACGCCGGAACCUCUAAUCUUUUUACUGCCUACCUAGCUGGCGCGGUCAUCAGCUGGUGGGACUCUGAGCAUGCUGCCACCCGGCAGACACACAACGACGAAUUGAACAUACCUGUAUCAGCCACUGCUUCGGUAACUGAUAGGAGAGAAAGCCGCAGUAUUAGUCCUGCCCCUGCACAGUCUCCAACGGGUAUCAAUGAAAAGAAGGUGACGGACGAGCAGCACGUAAUAAGUGAGAUUCCUACUGGAUCCAAAGUAUACAUUGAAUUCUUCGGAAGCGCGGUCCACCGAAUUCUGAAACCCUUCUUUUUCGCUUCCAUUGGAUUUUCUAUUCCAAUAUCGAAGAUGUUUUCCGGGUCCAUUCUCUGGCGUGGUAUCCUAUACUCCAUAUUGAUGAUGGUCGGAAAAUUUGCUUGCAGUCUCUGGAUACUGCCCCAUAGGGAGUGGUUCCUGGCACUUCGCACAGGUAAAUCUUCUGCUAAGCACCUCGGUAUCCAAGAUCUUUAUCCGUCCGCCAUCUUAGGAUUCGCCAUGGUUGCACGGGGCGAAAUAGGGUUCUUGAUCUCGUCAAUCGCGGAGAGCGAAGGCAUCUUCAGCGCCGACAAAGAUUCCCAGUCCAGCGCAGCUCCAGAACUAUUUCUAAUUGUGUCAUGGGCGAUUGUCCUAUGCACCAUCAUUGGGCCUGUCUGCGUCGGACUGUGUGUUCGCCAGAUUCAGUCUAAGAUGGCAUCCCAAGGAACGGAUAGACAAGAUGAGGACUUUGACAAUACAUGGGGCAUCUGGGGAAUGCUAUCAUACGCUUCCUUAAGGUCUGCAGGCAAUUCUUCCAGGCUUUGUGGACGUUUCGACAACGCCAUGGUGAUGGGCAAGGAAUGCAGCAAAGGAAACUACUAUAAUACGUCUCCGGCUUUGUCCGAAUUCUUUCAUUGGCUUCAGAGAGCCUUCAGCAGCGAUGCUCUGCGCAAGUAUGUCACUCCUAUUGAACCAGUGUCAAUUGUUUUAAGACUGAUCAAGCAUCCAGUCUCUGGAGAAGCACCUCAGGUGCCUGUCGCAUCACGAAAGAGUGGGACCAUUUAUGAAAAGCGUCUCAUCGAGGGCUACAUCAGCGAAAACGGCACCGAGCCUGCGACUGGGGAAGAUCUGACUGUUGAUGAUUUAAUCGAGCUACGAACGUCGCGUACAGUACGACCACGACCACCAACCCUCACUUCGAUACCUUCAUUACUUGGCGUGUUUCAAGAAGAAUGGGAUGCGUUGACCCUGGAGACAUACACGCUGAAGCAAAAUCUGGCACAGACAAGACAAGAGCUCAGCACAGCGUUGUAUCAGCAUGACGCAGCUGUUAGAGUCAUUGCAAGACUUACGCGCGAACGAGAUGAAGCACGAGAAGCGCUCUCGAAGGUUAGCAUUGGAUCAAGAGCUGCGCCAACCAACGGAGAUGCAAUGCAGGUAGAUAGUUCUGGGCUACCGGAGGCUUUAAUAGCGAAAGUGGACGAAACCAAAGCCAUGCUUGAGAAAACACGACGAAAAAGGCCCAUCCCCGAAGAGUGGGCAACUAGUGAGGAGAUCUCGACAUUCAAGCCGCAACGCACGUCUGAAUCUCUGUAUCCAGGAGGCAGAAUCCUGGCGAUCAAUGAGAAAGACGAUCUUGCCCUGGUGGGUGGUUCUGAUGGAAUUGCUGGCGUCUACUCGAUGUCAGACAACCGCGUCUUACAUGCCCUGAAGGGUGGUGGAGGGUCAAUUACGAGUGGUGUCUGGGCCGGCCCAAAGGCCGUGAUAUCGACCUCAGCUGGUAGAGUGAAGGUAUUUGAGCGACAGGAGGAAGCGGCGUCAUUCAGCACGCAUGCAGGCGAGGCCACUGCCGUGGCAUUGCAUCCAAGUGGUGAUAUUAUCGCAUCCGUUGGUGUGGACAAGAGCUAUGUUCUGUACGAUUUAACCACCUCCGCUGUUGCCACACAAGUGUACAGCAAUUCAGCUCUUGUUUGCGUACAAUUUCAUCCGGACGGUCAUUUACUGGCUGCUGGAGGCGAAGAUGGACAGAUCAAGCUCUUCGACAUUAAAACAGGAGCGCAAGCCGCUACCUUUGAUCUAAACGCAGCUCUAAAGGCACUCUAUUUUUCAGAAAAUGGAAUCUGGCUUGCAGCUGUCACAGACUCGUCGACUACUAUUUCGAUAUGGGAUCUGCGAAAGAUGGCAGAGAUCAAGAGCCUGGACACCGGGAGCGGCAGGAUUGAUUCAAUAAGCUGGGACUAUACUGGUCAAUUUCUGCUAACAGGGGGUCCCGGAGGUCUGACUGUUCAGCACUAUUCGAAGGCAUCCAAGGCAUGGUCAGAGCCGCUGAAGAGUGCAGUACCUGCGGUGGCAGUCGCUUGGGGGAAAGGAGCACACAAUAUAGCGGCGUUGGAUGAGGGAGGAGUGGUGACAGUACUUGGCGGGCCAUGA